Messenger RNA from Glycine soja, 1532 nucleotides. RefSeq lists its product as uncharacterized. The transcript is spliced from 8 exons. The record is from RefSeq and is a predicted model, not a curated record. The coding region runs from base 155 to 1216 and encodes 353 amino acids. NCBI's taxonomy places the organism in Eukaryota, Viridiplantae, Streptophyta, Magnoliopsida, Fabales, Fabaceae.
UUGUCAACUAAUUGUCUAAUUUCACAGAGACGCUCUCUUAUCUGCAAUCUGCCAUUGUGCAAUCCGGUGUGGGCAUUUCAAUCCAUAAAGUCCCAAAAACACUGACAGCGAGACCAACUCAACCACCUCUUCCAGUUGCAGACUUGAGUUCCUUAUGAUGGGAACCGCAUGUUUCCCAACUACUAAUGUUGUUCUCAAACCUCAAAACUUAUCUGGGAAUUUCUCUACCCUCUGUGAUAACUUUCGGUGUCUGAGGUUCCUCACUCCGAAACCGCCCCACCUGCGAUCCUCUCACUCUAAGUUGGGAAAUAGAGUAAAGCUGACAUCUUUUUCGAUGUCCAAGGCAACCCAUUUGAAGGUUUCACAAGCUGCACUCUCAUCCACGGAAGAAUCACUGUCUUCAUCUCCUCGGGUAAUAGGAGAACAUGACUUGCUCAUUGUGGGUCCCGGGGUUCUUGGUCGUUUGGUUGCUCAGAAGUGGAGUCAGGAACUUCCGGGUAGUCAAGUUUAUGGUCAGACAGUGACCACUGAUCAUCACAACGAGUUGAUUCAAAUGGGUAUUAACCCAUCUUUGAAAUGGACAGAAGCUACUCACAAAUUUCCCAAUGUCAUUUAUUGUGCUCCACCCUCUCGUACCCCAGACUAUGCUGGUAAUAUUAGGCUAGCUGCAUUAAGCUGGAACGGUGAAGGUUCUUUCUUAUUUACAUCAAGCAGUGCUCCAUAUGAUUGUAAUGAUAAUGGACCAUGUGAUGAGGAUUCUCCGGUUGUGCCUAUUGGGAGGAGCCCCAGAGUUGAUGUCCUUCUAAAAGCUGAAAAUGUGGUACUGGAGUUUGGUGGCUGUGUUGUGAGAUUGGCGGGACUAUAUAAAGCAGAUAGAGGUGCACACAAUUAUUUCUUGGAAAAGGGUGUUGUUGAUAGUCGUCCUGAUCACAUCCUGAAUCUUAUACAUUAUGAGGAUGCAGCUUCCCUCUCAGUUGCAAUCUUGAAGAAAAACUUCCGUGGACAGAUUUUCUUGGGUUGUGAUAAUCAUCCUUUGUCUAGGCAAGAAAUGAUGGAUCUGGUUAAUAAAAGUGGGAAAUUCAGUAAAAAAUUUGACAAGUUUACUGGAACUGAUGGCCCUCUUGGAAAGAGAUUAAAUAACACAAGAACCAGCCAGGUAGUUGGGUGGGAGCCCAAGUACCUUAGCUUUGCUCGUUUUCUAGAGAGCAGCAUGUAACAGACUCCUGAGUUUAUCUUUUUGUUGUUCACUCUAAUUAAAUAUUGAAAAUGCAUAGGUGCCUUAGUGUGUACAUUUUCCUAUUUCUUCAUAUCUGACAUUGUCAAUAAGGAUGAUCAGUUAUUGAAUUGUCUUAAAACACUCACUGAUUGAUCACUUUCAUGUUGCAUGCGUGCAGUAGAUGUAAUAAGCAAGUAGUCAUUUUUCAUAGUAGAAAUUCAUCGUUAGGAUCUCCCAAUCUUAGACAUUCAAAUUAGCAUUUGACAUGUGUUGUGUAACGCUGACCAAGCUGGAAAUAGUUACUUAUAUUACUCUC